CAGCUCGGCAUAUAACUCUUUCGUAGAAGUGGUUGAAUUGUGUAAAGAACAAUGCAGAAAUUGUUGAUCUUCGCCUGCCUUGUGGGCACCAUGACAUGGGCCGCUGAAGUCUACUAUACGCCCCAUGCUAGCGCCGCUGCGGCUUACUAUGCACCACUACCCAUUGCAGUUCCUGCAACACGCACCGCUGCCAUUGUGCCAUUGGCCUAUUCACGCAUCCAAGCAGCUGUGCCACUGCCAGCAGUGGAGACAUACAAUAGCGUGCAGACACCGGAUUCAUUUCAACAACAAUAUCGUUCUGACUACAAACCGGUCACCUAUGAGUUUAUACAUUGAGUGUCUUGAAUUGUUUAUG
Ceratitis capitata (Mediterranean fruit fly) is the source of this 355-nucleotide messenger RNA. RefSeq lists its product as uncharacterized. The transcript is spliced from 2 exons. The record is from RefSeq and is a predicted model, not a curated record. The coding region runs from base 52 to 336 and encodes 94 amino acids. NCBI's taxonomy places the organism in Eukaryota, Metazoa, Arthropoda, Insecta, Diptera, Tephritidae.